AUGACCUAAUAAAUAUUAUUGGCGUCCCUUUUCAUCUUGUUUUUGUAGAAAUGGCUCUUUGAGAACACCUUGGUCUACAAACAAUACGAUUAGGUCAAGGAUAUACUUAGAUAAAUGAAUUCUUUGGUCCUCGUGAACUAUUACAACAACAGGAAUCAUUUUUCAAGUUAUAGAUCAUUUCGAUUCGACCUAUCGAAAUCUUAAGUGCAACUGAAUGAAACAUAUUGCAACUAAUCGGAUACUUUCAAAUUCUAUCACCCUGAUAUCGUAUUAAAGGAUAUCCACACCACCAGAGAUACCGAUGAUUUAACUCAAGAAAUUGUCUAAUCCAUCAGCUUUAUCAAAAUCACCAAUUACACUGAAGGUAAAAUAAAGAAUAAGAGUGUCGUACCCGAAGUCUUGACAAUCCCUUUCAAUUAUUAUGACUCCUAUCUAACCAAGACAAAUACAGGACUAUGUAAUUACAUAUUUAAUUUAUCUAGCUGCGAUGUGCUUGUUUUAAAAGCAUAACCACAUGAGAGGUAGAUAAUAACUAGCAUACAAGAAUGAAUUGCUAAACAACUAUUAUUUGUAUGUGGAUAGAUUGAAGAAAAUGCCUGAAAUCUGUUCAACAAAUGUUACUUAUAUCCCUAAAUCUUACAGAUUAUGGUUGAAAGAUGAGUGCUCAGCAUUCUUUGAGUACAUUAACACUCCAGAGUACGAAUAAAAGUUCUAAAAACAAGGACCCCAAUUCAUAAGUAAAUUAGGAUUGGAAGUACAUAGAGGCGCGGGGAUUACUAUGUUAUUUUAAAAAGAAACUCAAUAGCUCAUCAAAGAGUACUAGAAUGGUUAGAAUUGCGGUCAAAUUUCAAAGUACGUAAUUGCCCAAAAAUAUAUCAAUAAUCCCUAUCUAUUCAAAGGCCAUAAAAUUGAAUUUAGAAUAUAUUUCAUAAUUGCUUCUACCUAUCCCUUGAUUGUCUAUGCUUAUGAUAGUUCCUUAAUUAGAAGAUGUGCCACGCCCUUUGAUAAGUUUUCCUUAGAAAAAUCCUCUCAUGUUUGCAACACUGCGAUUGUCAAAAAGAAAAUAGAGGGCCAAGAUUUAGAUGAGGAUAAACAAUUUUUUAUUUCAUGGAAAUUAGAUUACCUUCAAGAAUUGCUAUUGAAAUAAAAAAAAAUAAAGAGCAAGAAAUGGUUAGAAGAAUACCUCUAUCCAAAAAUACACACUACCAUCCAACAUCUAAUUAUGAGCACUUAACACUUUUUCGAUAUCGAUAGUAAGUUAUCAGAAUUCUUUGGAGUCGAUUUCAUGCUCACAGAUGAUUUGCAAAUCUACGUCUUAGAAGUUAAUUCGAAUCCUUAAUUAUUAAAAACAACCCCAGAAAGAGUUGUACAGAACACAAAAUUAGUUAAAGAUAUUCUUGAAAUACAAGUGGCAUAUCUAAGAAGCAAGUACGUUAGAUUGAGAUCAUUAAUCAAAAGUUUCCUCGCCAACUAACCAACCAUACAAAAGUUUGAAAAGGACUUCAAAGAAGCCUACAAGGAUAAACUAGAGCCUGAAUUCCCUAUUAGUUCUAAUAAUUUGUUUAGAAAAAUUGUGGAUAAAAAUCUGAAGGAUUCAAAGGCCUACAAUGAUCUAAUUUAGACAAAAUGUAUUUUAUGA
This is a messenger RNA of Paramecium octaurelia, 1639 nucleotides long. Lineage: Eukaryota; Ciliophora; Oligohymenophorea; Peniculida; Parameciidae. The record is from the annotation of a GenBank genome assembly.